CUGCUUAAUUUUUUGAAUCAUACUUUAAAAUGAGCUGAGAAAACGGAUGGACGGAGUGGAUGUAAGGCACAUACAUCAAGGUGGGCCACAAAGUCUGGGAUCCGCCCACCUCGGUGGAUCCCCGGAUCCGCCGAAGCGUCACCUGAAACAGGUGAACCCCUCACAUGCCGCCGUGCCGCCAUGCCAAGUUACAAAAAGAGCAGAGAAAAGAACAUAUCAGAGCGUUUUCUGUGAGUUUCCGUUUCAUUUUUCCGAAACUUACCAACAUCGUCCCUUGUAUCGUCGAUAUCUAAAAUGACAGUCUUUCUCUAUCUGUCUGAAGAAGAGUAAAAAGACUAGGGUUUUGGAAAAACCCUACAACUCUCCAUCCAUGGGAGAGUUAGAUUCCCGUCUCUCUUUUCUCCCUCGCAGAUCUCGUCUCAAGAGCACCACCUUCAGAACUCUCCUUCGAAUUCUCUCCCACUGCGUUGACGAUUCCGUCGGUUCUCCUUCUCCCAUCCUCUCGGAUUCUCGGAAACCAGGUAACUUUCCGAAUCCCUCCCCUGUUUCUGUCGAUUCUUCUGCAAACCAAUCUUCUCAGCUUCGAAACGAUGAAACCGUCGAUCAUGGUAUUCUUGAAUUGGAUAACUCAUUUCUCGCGAAAGAACCGAAUGCGGAUGGAAACCCUAAGCCGAUCGAUGCUGAAAGUGGAAUUUAUCGAAAUGGUGAUGUUCUUGUAGAUGGGGCAUUGUUAGGGCAGACAGCGCACAAGCCCGUUGAUGAGGACAAGGUUGAAUUCAAGAACUUGUUGAUGGAGAAAGAUCUCAUUGUGGAUGGGAAAUGUAGAUUGGUGGAUACCCAGAAUGUGGUUUCUUGUGAUAGGGAAUUAGGUCAUGUGGCACGCCUAGAAGAGAAUGAUGAAUUUGUCAUUGGAGAUAAUCUCAAAUUAAAGAAAUUAUCGACAGAGGAAGUCACAAUGGCCGAAGAAUUUGUUCAUCAUGACAAUCACAAGCUCUCAAUCUUGCUGGUUCAGGAUGACCCAAUUGUGGAGGAAGCCCCAAAAAGUAGUGGCCAAGAUGGACGUCUUGGUCCGGAACAUAUUGGCAUGGAAGCAUUAGCCAAAGAAGUGCAGCAAGAAGCUAACCGUGAAUUCGGAUCUGUGGAUUCAGCGUUGUUGGAUGCCCAAAAUGGAAUCUUUCCAGAACAGAUCAUUGGGGAAGAACUAGGCCACCAUCAUAUGCAGCAAGAAGGGCAAAAUCUGGAGGCUUUAGUUUCUUCUGAUUCCAUUGCUGAUUCAGUUAGUCCAAUCAGUCACCGAGACAUUGAAGAAGGGGAAAUUCCUGAUGAUUUAGGGGUUCCUAAACAGCUGUUGGAUUCAGUUCCUGAAGAACACGUUGGGGUUUUUGAGGACAGGAAGGUAGAAGAAGGGUUGGCUUCUGAUGGUUUGGCUCACACGUGUAAGGAACAAUUAGGAGUUGAUAGAAAAGAUAUGGCUUCUGGUUCCCACCGUUCCAGUGGCUUUGAUUCUAGUGGAAAUUGCUUGGGAGCAAAAACCAAUGCUAGGAAAGGCAUAAGGGGGGAGGAUAAGGCCAAUGUUCCAGGUAACAGCAAAACCAUUAAAGUAAAAUGUUCAUUUGGGGUUGAUCACAUGCAAACACUUGGAGAAAUGAAAGUGAUAGGUAAUAAACCUGAGGAGGAUGCCCGGGGUCAAGUAGUUACUCUUGAUAGUUUAGGAUCGGCCAGGGAGGUUACGGAGAAAAUCAGUUCUCAAUGUCAAGGAAUGGAAUCUUCCGUGAAGGACACUAAAGUUCGUGAGAAGAAAAAACGAGCCCCUUUAAAUGAGGCAAGGAAGGCCAAAAAGAAGGAGUCAAAAAAACGGAAACGAGCAAAAAUGAACCGAGAGCAAGGGGUUAAGAGGUUGAAACUGCAGCCUUUUACAAAGCCAAAAGUUGUGAUUGAUUGUGUGCACUAUUUGAGGGGAAGAUGCCAGCAGGGUGAGAAGUGCAAAUUUUCACAUGAUGCUAUUCCCUUGACAAAAUCCCAGCCAUGCAGACAUUUUGCAUCCCAAUCGUGCUUGAAAGGGGAGGACUGUCCCUUUGAUCAUCAGCUCUCUAAGUACCCAUGUAUCAAUUUCAACUUGAAAGGCAUGUGCAGAAGAGGAGAUACAUGCUUGUUUUCACAUAAGAUACCACUCAGUGAAGGUUUCUCAUGGGCAUCAAAGGUCAGGAGUCCCGAGUCUCUGCUGCCACUGGAGAAGACAAAUAUACGGAAACCAAUGAAUGCUAAUGACAACUCUCCUCUGUCUGUCAACCGCUUGUUCAAAGAUCCAACUCCUACUACACCAUUUUCCUUGGAAAGCUAUCUUCACAGCCACCCAAAGGAGCCUGUGGCACAGACACAGCCAAAACCACCUGCAAAGGCACCCAAAGGCGUACAGUUUCUUUCAUUUGGGAAAGCGCCAUUAGAUGACACCAAUAAGGAGUUGCGACUAGAACAAAACAACAUUGAAAUACCCAAGACACAGAAGCAAACUGCAUCAGACAAGCUUCAAAACUCGAAUGAGAUGCCAUGCAAAUUACCUGGGUCUGCUUUGUCAUCAGGUGCUGAGAACAAGAACCCUCCGAUUUCAUCACCAAAGGAAUGUUUCCCCACACCAGCUUCUGCUGGAAAGUAUGGGUCUGACACGGGGACUUGUAGAUUUUUCCAGUCCCCUUUAGAUGUCAGUGCCAAGAAAGCUCCAGGGACUGGUAGUUUCAGCAGUGGAUUGGCUACAACAAAGCCACCUUGUGGUGGAGGGUCCCAGACCAGAUCAAUGGAUGCUUCUAAGAUUUUGGAAGAGUUCUUACUCGGCGGCUGCAUGCAGUGAGGAGAAACUGUAACAUAUCCUUUUCUUUUCCUUUCCUUUCUUUUCUUCUCUCCUUUUUCCUGUUAAUAUCUAUCCUUUGUAAUCAAAGCAAUUGCAGUCUUGCAUUCAACAUACGGGCAGUGAUAGCACUUGCCGAAAGAUGGUAUCUUGAUUGGGCAA
Molecule: messenger RNA, 3004 nt
Organism: Magnolia sinica
Lineage: Eukaryota; Viridiplantae; Streptophyta; Magnoliopsida; Magnoliales; Magnoliaceae
Product: zinc finger CCCH domain-containing protein 7
Exons: 6
Coding region: 371-2845 (824 amino acids)
Biological process (GO): negative regulation of DNA-templated transcription
Cellular component (GO): nucleus
Molecular function (GO): RNA binding; metal ion binding
Source: RefSeq, a predicted model, not a curated record